Molecule: messenger RNA, 1101 nt
Organism: Daldinia caldariorum
Lineage: Eukaryota; Fungi; Ascomycota; Sordariomycetes; Xylariales; Hypoxylaceae
Product: peroxisomal membrane anchor protein conserved region-domain-containing protein
Exons: 3
Coding region: 1-1101 (366 amino acids)
Biological process (GO): protein import into peroxisome matrix, docking
Cellular component (GO): peroxisomal importomer complex; peroxisomal membrane
Molecular function (GO): signaling receptor binding
Source: RefSeq, a predicted model, not a curated record
AUGACAAUCCGCGAGGACGUUGUGGCCUCUGCGGUCAGCUUCUUGCAAGACCCCAAUGUGGUCUCUUCCCCCCUCGAAAACAAGUUAUCAUUCCUGCGAUCGAAGAAUUUGACGCAGGAGGAAAUCGAUAUCGCAUUUGCGAGAGCCGGCUUGCCGACAGCGCCUGUUCCUGCUUCAUCUCCGACAUCACCACCGCCCUCCGCUCCCGUCCAGCAGCCCCAACCAUACUACGGACAAUACCAGACGCAACCUUACGGAUGGCAAGCACCGCCGGAGGUUCCCAAGAGGGAUUGGCGAGAUUGGUUCAUCAUGGCCACCGUGGUGGGCGGAGUCAGCUACGGCUUAUAUACUGUCUCUAAGCGCUAUCUCUACCCCCUAGUCUCGCCCCCGACGCCGGAGAAAUUAGAGCAGGAUAAGGCGAUGGUAGACGAGCAGUUCGAGAAGGCUUUCUCGACUCUCGAGCAGCUAUCAAAGGACACAGAGGACCUCAAGGCCUCGGAAAGAGAACGUACCGAGAAACUCGACAAGGUGCUGGAUGAGCUGGACACGUUCAUGCGAGAUACCAAGUCCGCAAGCCGACGGCACGAAGACGAGACCGACCGACUGCGCGAGGAGAUGAAGGCCCUGAAGAGCGUCAUCCCCAAGUCCAUGGCUGCGAACAAGGAGUUCACGGAUAACCGACUGAAGGAGAUCACGACCGAAGUCAGGAGUCUGAAAUCUCUCAUCAGCCAGCGGAUGGGCAAUUCCAGCGGCACCAGCAGCGGCAGCAAUAUCCCUGCCCCGCCGUCCGUCACCACGAACGGCUUCCUCAAGCCCAGCGCCGGCGCUACCAACGCAGCGUCCACCGCCAGCGGUUCUUCGAGCCCGGGCGUGGAAGGUGCGCUAGCCAAGGAUCUCGGCGACACGAAGCAGGCGGUCCGAGACGAGACCUCGCCCCAGAGCAGCAGCACUAGGCAGGACUUCUUCUCGACCCGGACCUCCCCCUUCGGCAGCGGCAUGGCCACUCCCAAGGCCUCGAUCCCCGCGUGGCAGCUCGCCGCGAGCAAGUCGGACGGCGCGGCUGCAGGUAGUUCGCAGAACGAAGCUGGCUCUAGCUCUUAA